This is a messenger RNA of Pseudomassariella vexata, 927 nucleotides long. RefSeq names its product putative inositol oxygenase. The transcript is spliced from 2 exons. Lineage: Eukaryota; Fungi; Ascomycota; Sordariomycetes; Amphisphaeriales; Pseudomassariaceae. Gene Ontology annotation, molecular function: iron ion binding; inositol oxygenase activity. Bases 1 to 927 code for a protein of 308 amino acids. The record is from RefSeq and is a predicted model, not a curated record. Gene Ontology annotation, cellular component: cytoplasm. Gene Ontology annotation, biological process: inositol catabolic process.
AUGGCUCCCGGGAUCCUGAUCGACGAUACGACCAGCCGCGAUGGCCGCGUACUGGAGGAGACUUCAGACUACAUUGACACUGUCAAUGUCAUCAAGGGCCAGAAGUCGGACGACUUCAACACCGAGUCAAAGUUCGAUUCCGACAAGGAUAAGACACAAUUCAGACAAUAUGACGAAGCAUGCGAGCGAGUCAAGAAUUUCUACCUCGAGCAACACACCAAGCAAACGGUGGCAUACAACCUCAAAGCCCGAAACUGGUUCAAGUCGCGGCCACGCCAUGAGAUGACCAUCUGGGAGGCCAUGGAGAAACUCAACACCCUUAUUGAUGAUUCGGACCCUGAUACCAACCUGUCCCAGAUCGAACAUCUCCUGCAGUCGGCCGAGGCGAUCCGGCGAGACGGCAAGCCUCGGUGGAUGCAGCUCACGGGUUUGAUCCACGACCUGGGCAAACUCCUUUACUUUUACGGCUCCCAAGGCCAAUGGGACGUCGUUGGCGACACGUUUCCCGUGGGCUGCGCCUUUGACAAGCGCAUCAUUUACCCCGACACGUUUGCGGAGAACCCAGACAGCAAGGACCCCAUCUACAGCACCAAGGACGGCAUUUACUCCAAGGGCUGUGGUCUGGACAAUGUCAUGCUGUCGUGGGGACAUGACGAAUAUCUCUACCACGUUGUCAAGGACCAGUCGACGCUGCCCGAUGAGGCGCUGGCCAUGAUCAGGUACCACUCGUUCUACCCGUGGCACAAGGAAGGGGCCUAUCGUGAGUUCAUGGACUCGCAUGACGAGCAGAUGUUGCAGGCGGUGAAGGCUUUCAACCCGUAUGAUUUGUACAGCAAAAGCGAUGGGGUUCCCGACAUCAAGGAGCUCAAGCCUUAUUACAUGGAGCUCAUCAAUGAGUACUUCCCCCAGGGGGCAAUCAAAUGGUAG